AUGACGCCGACACAGCACCACCGUGUGCAUGACAUCCAUGCCGUACGCAUGAUGCCUGUGCAGUACCACUGUGUGCAAGACGCCUGUGCCAUGUUUGGCGAGAAGGAGGCAUACAUGGGGUUCAUGAACGAAUUCCUGGAGCACAACUGGAGCCGCAUGAAGUCGUUCCUGCAGAGUGUGGCCAACCCUGACAGUAGUGCCCACCUGGUGGCUUAUGAUGGCUAUGUGGACCUGGCACUGGAGCUCUCCACCCUGCACACACUGCUCUGCGACAUAUUCACUGGCCUGGACCAGCGAACGAGGGAGCAGUUAGAGCCCCUGCCGACCAUCCUCAAUGCCAUCAAAGAGGGGAUGCCAGUGCCUGUCUCCAUCAAACUUGGCCCCGGCAUGGACAG
Messenger RNA from Chelonoidis abingdonii (Abingdon island giant tortoise), 395 nucleotides. RefSeq names its product RAS protein activator like-3-like. The record is from RefSeq and is a predicted model, not a curated record. NCBI's taxonomy places the organism in Eukaryota, Metazoa, Chordata, Testudines, Testudinidae.